Molecule: messenger RNA, 486 nt
Organism: Caenorhabditis briggsae
Lineage: Eukaryota; Metazoa; Nematoda; Chromadorea; Rhabditida; Rhabditidae
Exons: 5
Coding region: 1-486 (161 amino acids)
Source: RefSeq, a predicted model, not a curated record
AUGACGAACUCCCAAGAAUUCGUCGAGCCACAGAUGCCUAAACUUCCGGAAGAAUUUCAAGCGAUGACGUUGGGAAGUACACGAGCAAAGCCGCAAAUCACAAAAAACGCGGAUACAACUACAAUCUAUUUUGACAAUCCCGUUUGGGAUGAUGCCAAGUUUCGUCACGAAUUGCUGGAUUCUGACGAUGAUCGGUAUUCAUUGGGAUUGGGCCAAGCUCCGUACAUCAUGGCGGACGAAGAUACUCUAGAUGGUCUGCUCAGAGACACUCACCAUGAGAUCACUUCAAAUCCCAUUUCUCACUCCAAAAAAGAUGAGACAAUCCUCUCCAGCGAUGAUGAGAAUGACUACAGUACUCUUAACUUGCGACGCCAUGAUCAACCAGGACCAUCUCGCCCAAGAGCUCGCACUCCGAGAACUCGUACUCCAAGAGCUCGAACCCCAGGAGUAAAGUACGAAAAGAGUAUUCUUGAUCUCGACGACUAA